AUGGCCCACAAGAUGCGUAAGGAUGUGGAGAAGAGAAGACUGUACCCAGGCGCAGCGCGCAGCCGCAGCCACAGGCACACUCAGACCUGCAGUCACACCGGCCUGCGGCGCGGCGCCCCGCCUCGCCCCUUCCGGAAACGCUCCCCACCGCGAGUCCGCGCCGCGGAGGAGGAUGGGAAGCGAGCCUCCCGGACCAAUCUGCGCCGGUGCAGACGCAGUUCUCCGCCGGGGGCGCCGGGCGGCGCAUGCGCAGGCGCGAGGUUUCCGUUGAGAAGGUGCCGCGGCGGCGCCGGAGGCCCAGCUAGGCUCGUUCUCGGUCCCCAGAUUGACCCUCACUCCUCUGACGACCAGCCUGAAAGCCUUGAAACCGGUCACAUGAUGGAUGACUCAGACGAUGAUUUUAAGGAACUCUGUGCCACCUUUUUCCAAAGGGUGAAGAAAAAUGGCACCAAAGAAGGGUCAGGGGAAAGGAAGACACAAAAGGCCUCAGAUGGCACUCAGACAAGCAAACCGAAAAGGACCAAACCAACUGCUACCAAGAGCAAAACCCUUCAAGGCCCCAGGGAGAGGAAAACUCGAUCUGGCAGCCAGGGCCCUAGGACUAAAAAGCAAGGGGCACGCAAGUGUCAGGAGAGAGAACCAGCUCCCCCUGAGGAUGGGGAGGGAGGCGUGUGUGCUUCUGCUGUGUUCCAGGAAUGUGCGCGGAGCACCCAGUCAGAGGCUGCUCCUGACAGCAUCUCCCAGCCGCCUCCUUCCUGUCUGACUGCAAUUGUGCCAAGUCCCUCCAAACCCCGGACGGCAGAGCUGGUCCUACAGCGAAUGCAGCAGUUCAAGAGAGCAGACCCGGAGCGUUUGAAACAUGCCUCGGAAGGGAGCUCCCUCAAGGCUGCACUUGAAGAAAACCUCCCAGUGGGCCUUGGAGAGGAGAUGAUGGCAGGGAACGGAUCUGGGCCCAUGCUGCCUGCUACAGAGAGUGAUGCUGCAGUGGCCUUGGCCCUGCAACGGGAGUUUGGGCAGGAACGAGCAUCUGCACAUGAUGACAGCCUGGAGGACAAGGGGUUGUUCUUCUGCCAGAUCUGUCAAAAGAACCUCUCAGCUAUGAACAUGACACGAAGGGAGCAGCAUGUGAACCGGUGCUUGGAUGAGGCUGAAAAGGCGCUGAGACCUUCCGCACCUCAGAUCCCUGAAUGCCCAAUUUGUGGCAAGCUAUUUCUCACCCCAAAGAGCAGGAUCAGUCACUUGAAACAGUGUGCAGUGAAGAUGGAGGUUGGCCCCCAGCUCCUGCUCCAGGCCGUGCGGCUGCAGACAGCUCAGGCUGAGGGGUCUUGCAGCACACCGGCAUCAGGCUUCAGCAAUCACGUUGGAGGUCUGAAGCGGAAGGGAGCCACCAACAAGAAGGAGCCGAAGAAGAGGCGGAAGGUCAACGAGCCUGAGGCGCCGUCCGAGGACCUGCUGGUGGCCAUGGCUCUGUCCCGGUCUGAGAUGGAGCAGCAAGCAGUGCCGGCCACACUCAGAUUGGGAAACACUUUUUCUGAGAGGACAAGACCGGGAGCAGAGAAGAAGAGUCGCAAGAAGAAAGCUCUUGCUUCCGCCCCCCAGCUGUUAGUCCAGGACUCGGAGACCACAGGGAGACAGAUAGAGGAUCGCGUGGCCCAGCUCUUUGCAGAGGAAGUGGAGUUGUCCAACACGCCACCACUUCCUGGGAGCAGAAUUUUAAAGGAAGAGCUGGAAAAGGCCAGCUGGUGUCUGCAACUACCUAGAGGGAAGCAGAACUUUCUGUGGGAGCGCAGUGCCCUGACCGGGGCCUUGACGCUGGAAUCCUUUUACACGGCAAGCCUGGUCCCUCCCAUGGUGCCCCAGCGGCCUGCCAAGGGUCUCACACAGGAGCCUACGCUGCCACCAGUGCUACCUGACCAGCCAGAGCCAGGUGUGCGAACACCACCUGCUUUCCACAGCACCUGUUCUGCAGGUGGAACCCCCAGGAAUCCAUCAGUCUCUGCCAGCCAGAGGGAUCACCAGGCCCUGCAGGACCUCAUAGACCUGGCAGGAGAGGGGCUGAGCGCCAGCCCGUGGCCCUGCAGAGGGGGCCUGGCCAGCUUGGGAGAGACCUCAGGGAUGGACUUGUCACCCGGUGGCCUUCCACUGACUGGCUUUGUCCUGCCACGCAAGGAGAAGCAGCUGGAGAGGGGCGGCCAGGCUUCGCUCUCCCUCGGUUUGCUGGUGGCUGACUUCAGUGCCAUGGUCAAUAACCCACACCUGAGUGACGUCCAGUUUCAGACAGACAGUGGGGAGGUGUUGUAUGCUCACAAGUUUGUGCUUUAUGCCCGAUGCCCGCUUCUCAUUCAGUAUGUAAACAGUGAAGGCUUCUUUGCUGUAGAGGAUGGAGAUCUGAGAACCCAGCGUGUCCUGCUGAGUGACGUGAGCACUGAGGCCACCCGUGCAUUCCUGCAUUAUCUCUACACUGCGGACACUGGCCUGCCUCCCCAGCUGACCCCUGACCUGAGUUCCCUGGCCCACAGGUUUGGUGUGAGUGAGCUUGUUCACCUGUGCGAACAAGUGCCUGUCAUGAUGGAUUCAGAGCGUGGGCAAUGGAAAGAUAAAGAAGACGAGGAUUGUGAAAGCAGAGCUGAGAAUUUCCAAGAACUCUUGAGGUCAAUGUGGAUAGAUGAAGAGGAAGAAGCAGAGGCUUUGUCGAAAUCUGAGAGCCAUGAAGAAGACAGAGAAAAGGUGAAUGAAGCAGAAAUGGAAGAAAUUUAUGAAUUCGCAGCUACUCAGCGAAAGCUGCUCCAGGAGGAAAGAGCUCCAGAGAUCAAGGAAGAAACCAACCAACUUGGGGAGGAUGACCCAGUUUCUGGGCAAAUCUUAGCGAGCGUCCAGGUUAAAGAACAGCUGGAAAAUGGAGAACAAAUGGAAUCUUCUGGUCAAGGAAGAGACGAGACCUCAGCCAAGUGGAAAAAUGUGAGACAGUCCAUGCUCCUGGCGCUCGAGGGCCAGUGUUCAGAUGGGGAGGAGAAAGCAGAGGCCCCAAAGGAAGCAUGGGAUCGUUCCAGCUCCUCUAGCCCUCCUCAGAGCUGCCGGGCAGAGAGAAAGGAAGGCACCUUUUUGUAUUCAGUUGAUGUUGAUGAUGAUGAUGGUGAUGAUGGUGAUGCUGAGCGACCCUUUUCAUCAACUCAGGGAGGAUACCCUGAACUGUCCCAAAUAAGUGAUCCCAAGGAAGGAAACAGCACUACUGGGGAAAGAGGGGUGGAGAGUUCCCUAACCCCCGCUAGAUGGCAGGCACCCCCAUCGCACCCGUGCUUCCUCCCGUCACAGCCCCUUCAAGGCAGGAGUCCCGGUCGGCCACACCCUCGCCCUCAUCACACAAGCGACUCAUCUCCGCUAACCCCCCAGUUGCAGGGCGGAGCUUCCAGGGUGGCCUCCCAGGACUCACCAUCCAAGCAGAAGAAGGGCAAGAGCCUUCUCACGUUACUUAAAGAUUCAGGCCACCAGAAAGGCGAAGAAUAUGGUUCUACAUUGGAACGCAGAAAUAAAGGGGUCCUAAUCUCCCCAGAAAAAUCUCCGUCCAUUGACCUAACCCAGUCAAAACCUGGCCAUUUGAGCUCCAGAUCUCAGAAGCCUCCAUCUACUGUCAACAGAGAAGAUGAGAUUAUCCUUUUACUGGAUUCAGAUGAAGAGUUGGAGUUGGAACAAACCAAAAUAAAGUCAGUUUUUAAUGAUCCCCUGGAAGAAAGGAAAGUUCUAGAAGUUAGCCCCAAGUCUUCUGAGCUGUUUCCUAUCAUCGACGUUGAUGCAGAUCAGGAACCUUCCCAAAGCCCACCAAGAAGAGAGGCCACUUUGCAGGGGGAGGAGGAUGGGCCACCGGGGAACCAGGGCUCUGUGGGUGGCAGAGGGACCCCCCGGCUGUUCUGUGAUCCCGAGAGCAGCCCUGACGAGGACAGCAACACAGAUAACUCGUGGCUGGUACCCGCCACCCCGCUGGCCAGCAGAAGCCGUGACUGUUCAUCACAGACCCAAAUCACGGGCCUCAAGUCCAGGACUUCAGCAGAUCAAAUGGUUCAGCUCAAGCCCAGGGCCCCGUUACACAACACGGAUGUACCCAAAGCUGUGAAUAAGUUUUCGGUGAUUGUGCCACAGACAUCAUCGUCAUGCCUGGUUGCCGUCGCUCCUGGAAGCCCUGACAGUGGAAGGCAGGUCUACAGAAGCCUUUCCAGUCCCCAUCCCAAGCACCACAAGCACUUUCCUCCUCUGGCUCCCUGUCCGAUCUCAGGAGGCCUUGCUGAUUUCACUGGGCAGUUCCAGAAGCGCUCGCCGCCUGGGCCCAGCCUGCCGAGUCAGGCCACAGCGAGUGAAGUGGUGGAGGUUGAGGACAGUGAAGAUGAGCAGGAGGUGGCCUCCCGGCAGGUGAACAGCAGCCCCCUGCUGGACAGUGAUCCCCCAAUUCCAGUUGACGAUUGCUGUUGGCAGGUCGAGCCCCUCUCACCGAUUCCAAUUGACCACUUGAACCUCGAGCGGACUGGCCCCCUGAGCACCAGUAGCCCUGGCGGUAGGGUUGGGGAGGCCCCAGACAGCGGUGACUACCACUCUCCAGCAUUCCUGGGUACCACUCCUAUCCGAGGAAGCUGCACUGGCCGAAGAAAGUCUCAAGAGAAAUCCCUGCGGGCCGGCUCCCCUGGGAGCAGCAGGCCGAGCCUACUGAAUUCAGCUCUGUGGGAUGAUUGGGAUGGAGAAGAACAGAAGUCUCCAGAGGUUCUUCUGGCCCAGACACUGAGUGCUGAUCAAGCUCAGAAAUCAGAAGAGUUAGAGACACCAAAAGGUGCUAAUCGGAAGAAGAACUUGCCCCCGAAAGUGCCCAUAACUCCAAUGCCAAGGUAUUCCAUCAUGGAGACCCCAAUACUGAAGAAAGAGCUGGAUAGGUUUGGGGUCCGCCCUCUGCCCAAACGCCAGAUGGUCCUGAAACUGAAAGAGAUAUUCCAGUACACUCAUCAGACGCUGGAGUCAGACUCCGAGGACGAGAGUCAGUCCUCACAGGUGCCCCUGGAGGCUCCGCACAGCCAGACCCACAUCACCAAGACCUCCAAGGCUUCAAGGGCAGCUGAUCUUGCUCGGCUGGAAGCCACUUCUGGCCCUGGUCCCCAAAGGUCCAAGGGACCCACUAAGACCAAGGGCUCCCGACAUGGAAAGAAGCAGCCCGGUGGAAGCAUCCCCACCCUGGGCACGUCAUCGGCUGAGGAGGGGCCUCCAGGCCCUGAUGGUGACGCCCAGCUCCCAGCCUCCCAGGAAUCCACAGCCACCUCUGCGGAUGGCAGUGACAGUUCCUUUGGCUCACAAAGUUCUUCCUCCUGUGAGUUUGGAGCGGCCUUGGAGUCUGCAGGAGAAGAUGAGGAGGGUGAGGAGGCAGCCGCCCAGGCAGUGGCCACAGAGGAGGCAGUGAGGCGCUACAUCCGCUCCAAGCCGGCCCUCUACCGCAAGGUGCUGCUCUACCAGCCCUUUGAGCUGGCAGAGCUACAGGCCGAGCUGAAGCAGCAUGGCAUCCGCAUGGCCAUGGGGAAGCUGCUGGAUUUCCUGGACGCCCACUGCAUCACCUUCACCACCGCCACGGCCCGCAAGGAGAAGCUCGAGAAGAAGAGGCGGCAGCCUGUGGGCAAGAAGAAGGGGGGCAGAUCUGACAAGCCUAUGCCCCCAUCCCCAGCCCUGGCCGUCAGCAGCCUGUGAGGGUCUGCAGCCCCCGUUGGCAGCCAGGCCUCCCCAGGUGUUUCUGGGCUUCGACACCACAUCCUCUCCCCCUGUGAAAAGGACGACAGCACUGACCUGGAUCGUCCUCUUGACUCCAUUUCCCACAUGGUGUUCAGAGCACGUCGCCCACUGGAUUGAGGGCCCCGGGACCCCUCCCUCUGUUGGUGCCCAGAGUUUGUCUCCCAUUAACCCUGUUGGGCCCCCAUGUGUUUCAGAAGGGCAGUGGGCCACUGCCAGCUGGCCGGAGCGAGGCUUGAUUCAGCCUCUCCACAGCCUCGGAUUCAGUCUUUUGUUUUCCGUGUCCCUCAGUCGCAGGUAUCCAUGUCCUGAGAUGGAUGUUCAGGUCCAGCCUGUCCCUGCCCCAUCUGUCUUCUCAGCACUCGGGCUGUAACCCCAGUCUCCACCAGCAGACCAGGUGUCCACAGGCUUCCUACACUGCCAUGUCCCAGGUGCUCUGCUGGGCCAGCCAUCCUGCCCAGACAUCUGUCAGUGUCACCAGCAGCCUCCAAACUGGACAGUGCAGAAGGGCCCAGAACAGCUCUGAAGCCCCCAAGACAAGCCUGUUCUUUGUUAACUGGUUCUGCAGGUGUGUGGUAAAGCUGCCUCCGGCCUCAGGAGCAGUGCGGGGUACAGGUGAGGGCCAGUAAGAAGAAGAGUUGGGUCUUUAAUCCUUGUGAAUGUCUUGUCUGUUUUAAAUACAGUGCAGUCCAUUUUAUAUGACGUGCAAUAAAAACAAAAAGGCUUUAUAAAAACCUUCCA
This is a messenger RNA of Equus quagga, 6492 nucleotides long. RefSeq names its product SLX4 structure-specific endonuclease subunit (gene SLX4). Bases 1 to 5712 code for a protein of 1903 amino acids. Lineage: Eukaryota; Metazoa; Chordata; Mammalia; Perissodactyla; Equidae. Gene Ontology annotation, molecular function: enzyme binding; DNA binding. The transcript has 16 exons. Gene Ontology annotation, biological process: interstrand cross-link repair; DNA replication; resolution of meiotic recombination intermediates. Gene Ontology annotation, cellular component: nucleus; Slx1-Slx4 complex. The record is from RefSeq and is a predicted model, not a curated record.